This is a messenger RNA of Salvelinus fontinalis (brook trout), 8857 nucleotides long. Its product is annotated as astrotactin-1-like. The record is from RefSeq and is a predicted model, not a curated record. Gene Ontology annotation, molecular function: protein binding. Bases 328 to 4281 code for a protein of 1317 amino acids. The transcript has 23 exons. Lineage: Eukaryota; Metazoa; Chordata; Actinopteri; Salmoniformes; Salmonidae. Gene Ontology annotation, biological process: neuron cell-cell adhesion; neuron migration.
AUAUUGCACUAGUGGGCUCCCAGAUGAGCAGCAUUUUCAAUGCCUUGAUUUGGGUAUUUCCAAUAAAGGGGUCAGUGGUACUGCGCAUUUUUGCCUUUCCCGCUAUCAUACAACUCAUACGCUGCAUUGAAAUUAUCAAAAAUCAUCUUUAACCAUGUGACAGAGCAUAGGCUAUGGGGAUUUAUGCGAAAUAAACGCAAUUUAUUUCCCGAACAAAACAACCCGGAAAUGUGUGCUUUGCCAGCGCAUUCCCCCUCGCUCCUCUUCCUCUCCGUAUUGAAGUGAAGCCCUCGAACAGAAAGGAGACGGGGAUACGAAGUAGCGGUGAUGCGGGGCAUGAUGGGUCUGAGAUUGCUUGUCUCGCUCGCAUGGAUUCUUGCCUUCAAAGCUGCUAAUAUUCAAGGUGUGAAUGCCGACGAGGAUCAGUCUCAAGAUAUGGAAUGCAAAAUGAAAAGCGUCACCGUGUCUGCGUUGCCGUUUUUGAGAGAAAACGACCUGAGCAUCAUGCAUAGUCCGUCGGCCUCCGAGCCCAAGCUUCUGUUUUCCGUCAGAAAUGAUUUCCCGGGAGAAAUAGUGGUCGUGGACGAUCUAGAAAACACUGAACUCCCCUUUUUCGUCCUAGAGAUCACGGGAAACUCGGAGGAUAUUCCUCUGGUGCGAUGGCGGCAACAGUGGCUGGAGAACGGCACGUUGCUCUUUCAUAUCCACCACCAAGAUGGUAGCCAGAACCUCCCCGGCCUCUCCGCCACAGACGAUCCUGCCAGCGACUCUGCCGAGGAGGAGCUACGCAUCCUCCACAUCUCUGUCAUGGGAGGCAUGAUCGCUUUGCUCCUCUCCAUCCUCUGCCUAGUCCUCAUCCUCUACACGCGUAGGCGGUGGUGCAAACGCCGCCGUGUGCCCCAGCCCCAGAAGAGCGCCAGUGCAGAGGCGGCCAAUGAGAUCCACUACAUCCCUUCGGUGUUGAUGGGAGGCCAGGCCAGGGAGAGCCUGAGAAACUCCAGGGGCCAGGGCCACAAUUCCAGCAGCACGCUCAGUAUCCGAGAGACUCCCAUCCUGGAUGGCUACGAGUAUGACAUCACUGACCUGAGACACCACCUGCAGAGAGAGUGCAUGAACGGAGGAGAGGACUUUUCCAGCCAGGUCACACGCACCUUGGACUCCCUUCAGGGCUGCAAUGACAAGGCCAGCAUGGACCUGACACCUGGUGAGUGGAGUGACAAUACAAAGUUGUCCCUAAUGAGCAAGUACAAGGACAACAUCAUUGCCACCAGCCCUAUCGACAGCAAUCACCUGCAGCAGAACACUCUCCUCCUCCACAACACCUCCACUGGCCAACGCAAACAACGUCUGUCCAGCAAAACUCGUGUGGGUUCAACCUUCUUGAACCCAGACGGGGACUCUGGCACGGAGGCCGACAGCGAACCUCAGCUGACCUUUUACACUGACCCCAAUCGCAGCAGGCGGCGCAGCCGAGGUAUGAGAAAUGGUAACGCCAACAGCGCGUGGGGCUCAGGGGCAGGUUCCCCACGAAGCCCCAUCAAUAAGACCACCCUGACUUUGAUCAGCGUUGUCAGCUGUGUGAUCGGCCUGGUGUACUCCUCACACCUCUCCUGUGGCCUCAACGUCAGGGUCAUCCUCCAUGUGCCCGAGCACCUCAUAGCAGACGGGUCCAGGUUCAUUUUGCUGCAGGGCAGUCAACUGGAUGCAUCUGACUGGCUUAACCCGGCCCAGGUGUUACUAUACUACCAGCAGAAUGCCAGCGGGCCUUGGAUCAAUGAGCUGUGUGGCCGCCGCAUUCUGGACCCCUGUGAACACCAGUGUGAUCCAGAGACAGGUGACUGUCUCUGCUUAGAUGGCUACAUGAAGGACCCUGUCCACAAGCAUCUCUGUAUUCGUAACGAGUGGGGUCCAAAUCAAGGACCCUGGCCUUACAAUAUUUUCCAGCGUGGUUUUGAUCUGGUGAUGGGAGAACAACCAUCUGAUCGCAUUUUCAGGUUCACAUACACAUUGGGGGAAGGGAUGUGGUUACCAUUAAGUAAAAGCUUUGUCAUUCCACCUGCUGAGCUGGCAAUCAACCCUUCAGCCAAGUGCAAGACUGAUAUGACUGUCAUGGAGGAUGCUGUGGAUGUGAGAGAAGAGCUGAUGAUCUCCUCAUCGUUUGACAGUCUGGAGGUUUUACUGGACUCAUUUGGCCCAGUGCGCGACUGCUCAAAGGACAAUGGUGGUUGUAGCCGAAACUUCCGCUGCGUCUCUGACCGAAAGCUUGAUUCCAGUGGAUGUGUGUGCCCUCCUGGACUGAGUCCCAUGAAGGAUGGCACAGGCUGCUACGACCACCACAUUGGCAUCGACUGCUCUGACGGCUUUAACGGAGGCUGUGAACAACUGUGCCUCCAGCAGCUUGCCCCCCUGGAGGACGACCCCACCCUUUACAACAUCCAGAUGUUCUGCGGUUGUAUUGAGGAUUACAAGAAAGGUCAAGAUGGUCGUUCCUGCCAGCCCCUGUCUGAAGCCUGUACCGAGGGACUGGACUGUGGGGAGACAGCUGACAUCCCAGCCAACCAAACCGUUUUUGGGGAUCUCUUCUAUGGCUACAACAACCACACCAAGGAGAUCACCUCUGGGCAGAUCCUCAAAGCUACCUUCAGGCAGAAGAACUUUGCCCGAGGCAUCGAGCAGCAGCUCCCAGAUGGCAUGGUUGUGGCAUCAGUUCCAACCGAGGUGCAAUGCCACGAAGAGCUGUCAGACCCAGUCCCUGACCCAGACUAUCUCACAGGAAUGGUAAACUACAGUGAGGUCUCUGGGUACCCACUCAUCCAGCAAUGGCGGCUGAGGUCCGUCCUGUACCACGUCAAACUGAACCAGUGGGUACUCUCUCAAGCGUUCAGCUCUGCCAUCCACUCCCUGGACGGUGCCACCCUCCGCAGUGAUUUUGUCUCCAUCCUCAGGGAGUUUGGUAAUCACUUUGUACAAGAGGCAGUGUACGGCUUCGAGGAGGCCUGCACUAUCUGGUACCCCAACAAGCAGGUCCAGAGGCAGCUGUGGCUGGAGUACCAGGACAUCAGCAAAGGGAAUUUUCCAUCAGAAGAGUCAGAGGAGCGUGACAAGGAGCCCCGGACCCUGACCUACCCAGCAUACAUCGCCAGCCUGCUGGACUCCGGUGCCAAGCGCAUGGCGGUGGGGGUUCGCAUGGACUGCAGCAGCCAGGGCCAGUGCCCGUACUCCUGCCACCUCUGCCAUAUGAGCCCUGGGCCUGGGCGUCCAGCCGAGCCUGUCCUGCUCCAGAUCACUAAGGCCACCCCGCUCUACGAGCUGGUCUCCAAUAACGAGACCUACCAGGCACUGCAGGAGGCCAUGAUGAGCAUGCUGUGGUGUUCUGGGAAAGGUGACGUCAUCGAUGACUGGUGCCGUUGCGACUCGAAUGCAUUCGGGACAGACGGCCUGCCAACAUGUGCCCCUCUCCCCCAGCCUAGGCUCAGGUUGUCCCACUCCUAUGAGCCCAGCAGUUCAUUGGUCAUCAUGGAAUGGAAUCACACUGAGCCACUAAUUGGGGUGCGGAUUGUUGAUUACCUCAUCAGCCAGGAGAAGGUGACAGAGAGGACAGACCACUCCAAAGUGGAGACAGAGACGAUGUUGAGCUUUGUGGAUGACAUCCUGUCUGGGGCCAAGUCUCCGUGUGUGAUGCUUGGGGAUAUCCCUGACCUCUUGACCUCCUCCGUGAGCAUGAUCAUUCGCUGCCUGGAGCCAGACACCAGUUACAUGUUUAGGCUCUGGGCAGUGGACAACACAGGCCGUCGCUCCAGUCCUACUGAGGUCACCAUCAAGACCCCCUGUCCUGCUGUGGAUGAUGUCAAAGCACAAGAGAUUUCAGACAAGAUCUACAACCUGUUCAAUGGUUACACAAGUGGCAAGGAGCAGCAGACGGCCUACAAUACGCUGAUGGAACUGGGCUCUCCCACCCUGCACCGUGUGCUCUACCACUACAACCAGCGUUACGAGAGCUUCGGAGAGUUCACCUGGAGAUGCGAGGAUGAACUGGGGCCCAGGAAAGCUGGUCUGAUUCUCUCCCAGCUGGACGACCUGAGUGGCUGGUGCAGGAAUCUUCUCCAGGAGCCCAAGAUCGGCCUGCGCAGGAUGUCCCUCAAGUACCUGUCCUGCCGCUACACAGACACCAAGGCCUUUGGUCUCAACUGGGUGGACCUAGGCCAGGAUGUGCGAAAGGCCUGCGACGAACAGAACCUGCCAGUCAUGUACAAUGAUUAUGGGGAGCCCAAAGAACGUUGAACGUCACACAGCAAAUAAUGCGUCUUGAGGAUCUGUAAGUGUGUAAUUGUGCUUUUGGGAUUAUCAUCAUGUCUGCUUUUUAAUUAUUGUGUGUUCUAACCCUUAUUUAUUGUUAUAGGAACCUGAUUUCAAAGUAGGGUGGGUUUGAGAGGUGAGGAGGGUUUAUUUAAAAUAUUAUUAGAGCAAGAUAUAACAAUAAUGCACAUGUACAGUAACAAAGUGUACAUGUACCUUUCUCAAUGCUUAAUUGCAUUUAGACAGCACUUUUCAUGACUUUUUGGACGUUUGGAAGUUGCACCAACAAUCCUGAACCCCAAAAAUGUAUAUAUUAGGAUUAUGAAGAUUUUGUUAUUUACUGUAACAUGUUGAAUGUAGUAUUCAAGUAUACAUUCAUAUUUAAGCUAUUGUACAGGUCUUUUGUAUUUAGACAGUCAGUAUAUACAUUAGUGGUCAUUUCAGAAGGUUGGGAGGUCAUGUACAGACAGCGUGGCUCUAAAUGGUAAAAGUUACCAAACCCAAAUGACAGCAUUUGCUACAUCAAUGAAUUCCUAAUCAUUCUGAAAUCAACAAAUGGCUAUCUUUGAAUCAGCAUUUCUAUUACAAAAUGAAAGAUAACAGCAAAUCAAUGUUUUACAUUGUUUAUCCGUAGUAUGUUUAGAAAUUUAAAUUUGUAUGUGUCUUAAGAAUAUACAUGAUGUGAUCCUGUAAAAACACUAAUACCUUUGAUACCUUUGUUUUACUAUAAUACGUUUUCAUACAUUUAAAACAAUAGCAUUUCAAAGCAGCACACACUUGCAAUUAAUAUAAACCAAAUGCAGAGUGUUUUCUUUAAAAAACAAUUAUGCUCCUCACACAUUUUGAUAAUGCAAUAGUUAUCCCCAUUACAUGGACUUGAAAACAAAUGCUUGAAGAUAUUUUCAUAGGUUCACCAAUGCAUCAAAUAACAGCACAGUGGUUAGCUUCUGUACAUUUUGUAUUACAAAUGAUUUCUAUUAUAACAUUAAUAACAGUGGGCCUCAGCUGUAAGGAUAUGUCUUUCAUUAUGAGAAAACCAUUGGUAGGUAUGCUUUUUUUUGUUUCAAUUUGCACACGAGAGGUGUGAGCAUUCAUUAUGUAUACAUGUUUUGUGUAUGUUUGCAAUAUUUUUAUUCUGAGACUGUUUCCCAAAAUAAUGGAGAGGUUUGUUUUAUCAAUACAAUGAAGUGGAUUACAAAAAUGGACAGAUUAUAAUGCUUAACAAAUGUUAUUAUCCAUCAGAAGUGCAUCAGAAUUGUUACCAUACACAUCAUAAAGCUGAUGGAAACUAAAGCGGAGGAAAACUAACAAAAAUCUGCAUGUUAUACUAUUAUGUCUAUGUGGAUAAUCUAAUGUUCCCUUUUUCCCUUUGAUCUUUGCUAUUUCAAAGAAUAAUAAACAAUAUAUUAUGACAUUUUGGAAUGUUGGAUGUUCUAAAAAAAAAGUUUCCUGAUCAGUCACCAUGUCUAGGUCUAGUUCAUUUUCAGUCAGUUAACUCAAGUUAACUCAUGUCGCACUGAUUGGAGUAUUUCUUAGGGAUUGUUGAGCCUCAAACGCGAUGGUUUAAACCAAAUAACAACGCCAAAAGACAUGUUAAGUCUCGGCUCAGCUUCUCACUUAUACACUGAGUGCACAAAACACAAAACAGCACCUUGCACCCCUUUUUGACCUCAGAACAGCCUCAAUUCGCCAGGGCAUGGACUCUACAGAUGUGGGGGGUAAUAGUUAUUUACGGGGCAAUAGUCAUUUAGACAGGUUACCUUGGCGUUCUUGGGCACAGGGACUAUGGUGGUCUGCUUGAAACAUGUAGGUAUUAUAGACUGAGUCAGGGAGAGGUUGAAAAUGUCAGUGAAGACACCCGCCAGCUGGGCAGCGCAUGCUCUGAGUACACAUCCUAGUAAUCUGUCUGGCCCCGCAGCCUUGUGAAUGUUAACCUGUUUAAUUAAAGGUCCUACUCACAUAGGCUACCGAGGGCGAGAUCACGCAGUCAUCUGGAACUGCUGGUGCUCUCAUGCAUGGUUCAGUGUUGCUUGCCUCAAAGUGAGCAUAGAAGGAAUUUAGCUUGUCUGGUAGGCUCGCGUCACUGGGUUUCCCUUUGUAAUCUGUGAUAGUUUGCAAGCCCUGCCACAUCCGACGAGCAUCAGAGCCAGUGUAGUAGGACUCGAUUUUAGUCCUGUGUUGACGCAUUUCCUGUUUGAUGGCACAUCAUGACCUUUGGUUGGUGGACCAUUCUUGAUACUCACGGGAAACUGAUGAAUGUGAAAACGCAGCAGCUUUGCAGUUCUUGACACACCCAAACCAGUGUGCCUGGCACCUACUACCAUACCCCGUUCAAAGGCACUUAAAUAUUUUGUCUUGCCCAUUCACCCUCUGAAUUGCAGAAAUACACAAUCUAUGUCUCAAUUGUCUCAAGGCUUAAAAUACAUAUUUAACCUGUCUCCUCCCCUUCAUCUACACUGAUUAAAGUUGAUUUAACAAGUGAAAUCAACAAGGGAUCAUAGCUUUCACCUGGAUUCACCUGGUAAGUUUAUGCCAUGGAAAGAGCAGGUGCUCCUAAUGUUUUGUACACUCAGUGUAUAUCCUUAGGGGCACACGAUGUAUGCAAGAUACUAAAGAGCUAAAUGCCUUCAAUGCUCGCUUCGAGGCAAGCAACACUGAACCAUGCAUGAGAGAACCAGCUGUUCCAGACAACUGUGUGAUCUCACUCUCGGUAGCCGAUGUGAGUAAGACCUUUAAACAGGUUAAUAUUCGCAAGGCCAUGGGGCCAGAGUGUUUACAGACAUAUUCAAUCUCCCUAUCCUCCCCCUUUACCCCGCUAUCAUCCAGAAGGCGAGGUCAAUACAGGUGCAUCAAAGCUGGGAACGAGAGAUUGAAACAAAUACAGAAUACACACAAAAGACAAAGUGUCACAAGUUAAAGAUACAAUUGAAGAUUAGAAACAACUCCAGUUAUCACAAACAGUGUUGUCGAUCAGAGUCUAAAAAACAGGCAAGGACACUAAAUCCCAUAACUUUAAAAUCUUCUGAAGCAUGUUCCAGGAUGAAGGGGCAUUAUGGGAAAAAUAUGUUAUCCCCAUCUCAGUUCUAGCCUUAGGAACAGACAUGGACAGCAGCGACUGUGAACAAAGACUAUAUUUAGUGACUGAGCAGAGAUACGAAGGGAGUUGUCCCAUCAAUGCUUUGUACACAAAAGUGUCCCAGUGCUUUAGCCUCCUGGUGGAGAGAGAGGUCCAUUGUACCAUAGCAUACAAAUCACAGUGAUGGGUAAGUGAUCAAGCAUUUGUAAUAAAUCUUAAAGCACAAUGGGUCCAGAGUUUUCAAGGUACUUGCUGAGGCCUGCAUAUAGACAAUAUCACCAUAAUCCAGCACAGAUAAAAAAGUGCUUUGAACAAUAUAUUUUCAGACUAACAUUGAAAAGCAUGAUUUGUUCCUGAAAUAAAAAUCCAAUUUCAACUUCAGUUUCUUGGUCAAGGUAUCAAUGUGCUGUUUAAAAUUCAACUUUUCAUCUAACCAAAUCCCAAAAUACUUAUAGGAGGGGACCCUAUCAUAUUUCUGGCCUGUUAUAGUUAAAAUCUGCAAGUGACUAUCUGUUAACUUUCAGGGAAGAGAAAAGCAUAAACUUUGUUUUCCUUCCAUUAAGCACAAGUUUCAAUUGGAAAAGCUGCCUUCGAAUAACAUCAAAGGCCAACUGUAAGUCCUGAAAAGCCUUCUCAAUAUUAGAUGCUCUAGAAUAAAUAAUUGUGUCAUCAGCAUAUAGAUGGAGAUUUGCAGAGUCAACAGUCUUCCCUUUAUCAUUUAUAUACAGUGUAAAAAGGAUCGGACGUAAAAUUGAGCCCUGGGGAACUCCUUUUGUAAACCUUCGAAACUCAGAUUUCAUACCCUCCUUAGCUACACACUGUGUUCUGUCAGAAAGGUAGUUUUGGAACCAUUCCAAUGCAUCAACACUUAAACUAACCUUUUUUAGUCUAUACAACAGCAGGGCAUUGUCAACAGUGUCGAAGGCCUUCGAUAAGUCAAUAAAAGUUAAACACAGGGAUUUGUCAUGUCCUGAGCAUCUAGAAUAUCACCUACAACCUUACAACAGUAAUUGUACUAUACUUGGCUCUAAAACCCGACUGGAAUUGAGAUAAAACUGAGUUAUUAUAAAGAAAGUCUUUGAACUGUGAGUUCACCAGGUUUUCCAAAACUUUUGCCAUCGCUAGCCGGCUUCCACCCGGUUACGCAACUCUGCAACUUAGAGGCUGCUGCCCUAUAUACAUAGACAUGUAAUCACUGGCCACUUUAAUAAUGGAACACUAGUCACUUUAAUCAUGUUUACUUACUGCUUUACUCAUCUCAUAUACAUAUACUGUUUUCUAUUAUACUGCAUUUUUGUCAAUGCCACUCUGACAUUGCUCAAUCUAAUAUUUAUAUAUUUACUUUUACUUUUAGAUGUGUGUGUAUUGUUGUGAAUUGUUAGGUACUACUGCAAUGUUGGAGCUAGGAACACAAGCAUUUCGCAACGCCCGCAAUAACAUCUGUUAAAUAUGUGUAUGUGACCAAUAAAAUUCGAUUUGAUUUGA